UAUAAAAAAUAUUUGACGCACUUUUGCCGUUGCGAGCUACGCUACGUAACUACGUAACUACGUCACAUCCAACGUCACUGCUGAUACAAACGUCCCAACGGCAGAGAUGGCGGCCAGGCUGUCAUACGUUACCUAGGCAAAGCGAUGUUGUUGUUUUUAUGGAUAACAAGUUCAUCUUACUGACUUAAUAGAAACUGAAUAAGCGGACAUUAUGGAUGAACCGUGGGAUUUUGAGUUUUUGUCCCGCAUCGCUGACAGCUGCUUGUCGUUCCUCUCUGAAUUUGUUGACGACUGGCUGGCCAACGACAUGAGAGUCUGCAUAUUCAAAAUCCUGCUCAGCUGGUUGAUUUUCAGUCUUAUCGCCAUUCACUUUGCGUGGAAGGUCUACGGGAACACGGUGAACGAUAUGUACUAUCGACAGGGUACCGGACAAAACGGAGGCACACCUGACACGGCACCUCAUCUCAGUGGAUGGGAAAGUCGAGGAGGAGCAGGAGAUACCCUGAAGACUCAUCGAGACUAACAGGACAAUGGUGCUGGACUUUAGACUUUAUCCAAGUGAUAGCUGGACAGUUUACAUCUACCAGAAACACUGAAUGCACCCUCAAGUUUUGCUGAUAACGAAGCAUCCUUCAAGACGCACCUUCUCGUGACUGUCCCAAUAAACGUGUCAUCACUUUUCAUGCAUACCAACAGUGACACCCUGAUAUCCACUAAAUCAACUACAUGGUGCAGAGAUAUUUAUUUUGGCCUGGUAAUUGGGCACAACCUUACUCCGCUUAAAUACCUAAAUGCUGAUGUCUCUGCUUCAGUGGUCAGUGUUUUUUGUUUUUAUUAUUUUUCAAAGAGGCCUCAGUACAAAUGUGAAAAAUAUUAAAAUAUUUGUGUGUACAUGAAGGGGGCUUUAAGAACACUGUUUUGUUAGCAGACAUGAAAUGUAUCAUUCUGACCAUGGGCUUAAUUUGAAUGAUGUAUGGAGACCAAAAAAAUACAGUAUUUUUCAACACAGGACACAGGAUCAUGUGGAUGAACUGUUUUAAUAGUAAUCCUUAAUUGCAACAGUAGUAAAUUAAGUAAGUAAAUGAAUAAUGCAUGUGACUAGUUAUCAUUAGCACAAUUCUUUGCAGUAGUAGACGGAGUCAUUUCUAUCACUGCUAUUUCAUAAACAAUGUACCUGGUCUCUUGGAAUACAGUUCAUAACGUACA
Messenger RNA from Larimichthys crocea (large yellow croaker), 1206 nucleotides. RefSeq names its product T cell leukemia translocation altered (gene tcta). The record is from RefSeq and is a predicted model, not a curated record. Lineage: Eukaryota; Metazoa; Chordata; Actinopteri; Sciaenidae. Gene Ontology annotation, biological process: osteoclast fusion. Bases 212 to 523 code for a protein of 103 amino acids. The transcript has 3 exons.